CUCCUUGUCAUCGAAUGUGCCACCAUCGCAGCCAGCAAGAGACAGCGCUCGAAGUUACCCUCAACUCUGGCGCCGUCAACUGCCACCAGUCUAAGCUCCAUCUCUCCUUUACUAUGCGGUAGAGCUUACAUCUAACAGUUAGAUUCUUGUUCGCUUCUAUUUACACAUUCAAUUCUUCUCUGUAUUCCGGUAAUCUCGGCAUCUCCUGCCAUCUUAUUCACAUCUUGAACAGCUUCAGCCGGGCUCCCGCCCAGUCCAACCCACGCCUUCACGAUGCCUACAGCAUAUCCCACUCCACCUCAGCGCGACUCGUGGUUUGCGCCGCUCUCGAUCGACCUCAUCGUCAAGGUCUUCAAGACCACCUUCUUCCACCCAUUCGUGGUAUGGAUUAUCCCGCUCUGCUUCCGCGCCCAGAACAUGUUCUGGGAUGCGCCGCCGAUGCUCGUGUCGAUCGCCUGGGCCUCGUUCAUCACGCUCUGCUGGGCUGCGGGAGUAAUCAACGACAGGUUAGCAUUCGGCUUGCCGCGCGAGGUUGACCUCAGCGAGGAGGUCAUCGUCAUCACGGGCGGCGCCAGCGGGCUGGGCCUGCUGAUCGCCGAGGUGUACGGCAUGCGCGGCGCCACGGUUGCCGUGCUGGACGUGGAGGAGAUGGAGAACGGCGAGGCACGGGGCGUCACCUACUACAAGUGCGACGUGACGAAUAAGGACCAGCUUGCGCGGGUGGCGGCCGAGAUUGAGAGAGAUCUCGGCACCCCAACGGUUCUCAUAAACAACGCGGCGAUCGUGUUCGGCAAGCCCCUCCUCUCCCUCACCUUCCCCGAAAUCGACAGGUCCAUCUCCACCAACCUCCUCAGCCACUUCUACACACUCAAGACCUUCCUCCCCGCCUUGGCGCGCAGCGAGGUUGGCGGCACCAUCGUCACACUCUCGUCCGUGAUUGGCACGGUCGGCGCCGCCCAGCUGACCGACUACGCGGCGGCCAAGGCCGGCGUCGCGGCGCUGCACCGGUCGCUCGCGGCCGAGCUGCGCCAGUCGCACCCGCAGAUCCGCACGGUGCUGGUGACGCCGGGCCAGCUGAGCACGCCGCUGUUUUACGGCGUGCAGACGCCCAAUGCGUUCCUCGCGCCCGUGGUCGAGCCGGUCGACGUGGCCAAGGAGAUCAUCGCGGCGAUCGAUAACGGGCGGAAUGCGGCCAUCGGCAUGCCGCUCUACGCGCGGUGGAUUGAUUGGUACAGUGUGCUUCCGCUUGGCCUGCAGGCCGUCGUAAGGAGGCUCGCCGGCGUGGAUACGGCCAUGAAGACGUUUGUCGGGCGGAAGGGGGCCCAGAAGGAGGGGAAACAGGGCGUGUUGAUUCAGGCGUUCUGAGACGGCUCAAAGGCAUUGACCCCAGCGCUGGCGUCGGGGUUUUGACGUUUUGACGCGGGGCGAGAAUGAUGGAUGUAAUUCUAUUUAGCACGGAGCAUGUACGAAAAGCUACCUACCUAUGCAGCGUUGUGUGCUGUAGCGCAAAAGAAUGUUGCAAAAGAACCAGCAAGGACACCAAAGUACCCCUCGAUUCUGCCUGCUGCCGGACGCGACAUGACCGCUGGACCCAGCGUGGGAAGCUCAAUCACCAACCCCGCAUCCAGCCUCUUGCUGUAUCCCUUUCCUCUACACUGGCUACUGAAACGCUAGAACCUGGCCAUCAGGAUAAACAAAGUCACGGAUCUCUGCUCGAUCUGCCAAGACGACGGGGAAAUCGGUCCAGG
Molecule: messenger RNA, 1748 nt
Organism: Thermothielavioides terrestris NRRL 8126
Lineage: Eukaryota; Fungi; Ascomycota; Sordariomycetes; Sordariales; Chaetomiaceae
Exons: 2
Coding region: 274-1365 (363 amino acids)
Molecular function (GO): oxidoreductase activity, acting on the CH-OH group of donors, NAD or NADP as acceptor
Source: RefSeq, a predicted model, not a curated record